Paramecium tetraurelia is the source of this 1188-nucleotide messenger RNA. RefSeq lists its product as uncharacterized. The record is from RefSeq and is a predicted model, not a curated record. NCBI's taxonomy places the organism in Eukaryota, Ciliophora, Oligohymenophorea, Peniculida, Parameciidae. The transcript is spliced from 7 exons.
AUGCUAUUUAGAUCUGCCUUUAGAUUUUGCUCUUUUAACAAAGAUGUAUUCUAAAGACAGAAGCCACUCAUCCAGAUUGAUAACAUAAUAAAAAUUCUGAGGCCUUUUGAUAUUGAGAUUAAUAUUGAAGAGAUGGUGGAGACGGUUAAGAUUGUAGGAAAAUAUUCCAAGCACACUCUUUACAAAUUUCCCAUUCCUUAAUUUUUGCAAAGUGAUUCCGUAAAAAUAGAUCCAAAAUUCAUAUCAGAAACAUAAUAAAGAAUAAUGAAAAAUAUACCAUCAAGUCCUAAAAACUUAUCCAUUUUUUAUCGAAUGUACAGAUACCCAAUGAGAUUUGCAUUGCCUAAGACAGUGUUUUAAAUAUCCAAGAGUUUAAGAAAAUCAGCUUUAUCUGAGUAAACAUUGAAAUUGGCAGCCUGUUUAGAGAACAUACAAAUAGCACUUAGUUUACAUAUGAUGGUAGAUCGCUACCACGCAUAGAAGCCCUCUAUCUUCAGUUUAGAAAGAAUUAUCUACAAUAAAUUAUCAGAUAAGAAAUUGGUUUUAGGAGGAGAUUUCUUCCAUUCAAAAGCAUCAGUCUUAAGUGCUAAUAUAAUGAAACAAGUCGAGGUCCCCCUCUUUUUGUCAAUGUUGGAAGAAGAGGCAGCCAAAGGAGUCUUCUAUGAAUAUGAUCUGUUUUAGAAGAUAAAGGAAAAUGGAGCAAAUAGCAUAGUGCCUGAAGAAGUGUAUCAAUUGGCAUAUCAUCAAUGUGCCAGUAAGUUUGCAUUUACAACAAUUUUGACCUAUUGGGUGUAGAAUGGAGAUUUGAAUAAAUUGAACGAUGCUUUUAAAGCAGGCGUAUAUUUGGGGUUGUGCAUUGAUUUUUAGAAUCAGAUGAAGUACUUUGUAAGGAAUCUACCAACUAUGUCAAAUACAUUAAUAAAGGCUGUAGUGAAUAACAACGAGUGCAAUUUUUAUUAGGAUAAAAUAGCGUAUUAAAUUUCAUUAAAUUAAAGAUUACCAAUUUAUUUUAUGCAUUAGAAAUCUAAGGAAACGACAUCUUUACAAUAAUUACACGAUCAUGCACUCAAAUAAUCUGAAAAAGUGAUCGAAAUUAUGAGUCAGAAGUCGAAGGAGUAUUUUCUUAAAUUAGGAGCAGAUUUUGAAGACAUAUCUGACCUCAUAGAGCAUUUUUGCAGAUAUGAGUGA